AUAAUCUAACUCAAUUAAAAAGUGUUCUGAAAGAAGCCCAUUUACCUAUUUCUGUCAUGUGAUAGGACAGAAAGAUGUCCCCCAUGAUCUAGGAAAGAGGCCCUUAGUAGACAGACACAGUAUUGAGAAGACUGAGUAGAUGCCAUAACAGGCUGCUCAGUCUUCUCUCAGAGAUCAGGCCUCAAUUUCAGUUUCCUGAGACUAAGCAAGCAGUUUCUGAGGAGGCCACAAACAAAGGACAAUCAAUGUCCAGCAGCCCCAACAGCAAGGACAAAGAGGCCUGAUACACAUAACACCAGGCCAGGCCAGAGCCACAGUCAGCAGCUCAAGGUGAUAACCAAAUAAGGACAAAGCCUGGGACUUGUCCAGGCUUGCGCUAAAAUGGAAAAGCUAUAGCCUUAACCAGCCUCUGACUAGCCCUAGCCAAUUAGAACGUACUAAUAUGAUUGCCAUUUGCUUAAGCCAAUCAUAUGUAAGAUGACCUAACUACUCUAGGACCUCCCCUUGGCUGUGCUUAAACAGGAGCCUGUGAGCUCUCAGGGUCAUCGCCAUUUUGCCUUGUGUGGGAUGGAUGGCCCCAGUAUGCUGGAAUCUUUCUUGAGAAAAUAAACAUUCUUGUUGAUUGCAUACAUGGAUGGUGGUCUUUUGUGGGACUUCUCCAGGACCCGAACAGUGUCUGCUAGAGUUUUGUAUCAGCUACUUUUUUCAUUGCUGAUGUAAAAUAGCUGACAGGAGCAGCUCCAGGAGGAGAGGCAUGCCUUUGGCUCACAGUUUCAGAGGACUCAGUCCAUCAUGGCAAGAAAGGUAUAGCAUAGCAGGGAGGCCCUGGGCUCAAGAUAUCAAAGCUACCCCUUCUCACAUUUGACAGACCAGGAAGCAAAGAAUGGGACUGGAAGUCUAAGUGGGUAACCCUUAAAGGCCACCUUCAGAGAAGAGGCCAUGACCAGGCAGAAGAAGCCACAGUCACCGCUGCCACCAGUGAGGCCCGCUCACCCGUUCGCCUGGCCCCCUGCCCCGUUCACCAUGCAGCCUGCUUCUGCAAAGCAGUACGAUCGAAGGGACUAUGUAUUCAUUGAAUUUUGUGUUGAAGACAGUAAAGAUGUUAAUGUAAGUUUUGAAAAAUCCAAACUUACUUUCAGUUGUCUUGGAGGAAGUGAUCAUUUUAAGCAUUUAAAUGAAAUUGAUCUUUUUCACUGUAUUGAUCCAAAUGAUUCCAAGCAUAAAAGAACAGACAGAUCAAUUUUAUGUUGUUUGCGGAAAGGAGAAUCUGGCCAGUCGUGGCCUAGGUUAGCAAAGGAGAGGGCAAAGCUUAAUUGGCUUAGUGUGGACUUCAACAAUUGGAAAGACUGGGGGGAUGAUUCAGAUGAAGACAUGUCCAAUUUUGACCGUUUCUCUGGGAUGAUGAUGAUGGAUCACAUGGGUGGUGAUGUAGAUUUACCAGAAGUAGAUGGAGUAGAUGAUGAUUCACAGUGUUGAUGAAAAAAUGCCAGAUCUGGAGUAAGGAAUGUUGUCAUCA
Peromyscus californicus insignis is the source of this 1516-nucleotide messenger RNA. RefSeq names its product prostaglandin E synthase 3-like. The transcript has a single exon. Gene Ontology annotation, cellular component: nucleus; cytosol. Gene Ontology annotation, biological process: telomere maintenance via telomerase; chaperone-mediated protein complex assembly; protein folding. Gene Ontology annotation, molecular function: prostaglandin-E synthase activity; Hsp90 protein binding; protein-folding chaperone binding. Lineage: Eukaryota; Metazoa; Chordata; Mammalia; Rodentia; Cricetidae. Bases 940 to 1476 code for a protein of 178 amino acids. The record is from RefSeq and is a predicted model, not a curated record.